Molecule: messenger RNA, 363 nt
Organism: Culex quinquefasciatus (southern house mosquito)
Lineage: Eukaryota; Metazoa; Arthropoda; Insecta; Diptera; Culicidae
Product: polyadenylate-binding protein 5-like
Exons: 2
Coding region: 99-362 (87 amino acids)
Molecular function (GO): RNA binding
Source: RefSeq, a predicted model, not a curated record
GCUCGUCGCACGACCCGUGGUGCCUUCAUUCGACUUUUCAUUCCGGAACAGGUUCGUUGUUUUUGCCACUGCAAUUUUCCACUACCUACUGAGUCACAAUGGCCGAAACGGUGCUGUACAUCAACAACCUGGACCAGGCCACCACGGACAUGGACCUGUACCACGAGUUUAUCCGCUACGGGGCGAUCCGUUCGACGGCACUCGCCCAAUCGAUGGACCGCACGGGCACGCACCUGCACCACGGAAUCGUGGCCUUCUUCGAUGCGACGUCAGCGGCCACGGCGCGGGACGAAGCCAAUGGACGGAUGUUCCGUGGGCGACCGAUGGAGGUCACGUUCGGCAAUUCGAUGUUUCCAUUUUGAG